Messenger RNA from Aspergillus tanneri, 519 nucleotides. RefSeq lists its product as uncharacterized. The transcript has 2 exons. The coding region runs from base 1 to 519 and encodes 172 amino acids. The record is from RefSeq and is a predicted model, not a curated record. Lineage: Eukaryota; Fungi; Ascomycota; Eurotiomycetes; Eurotiales; Aspergillaceae.
AUGAGCCGGCCACACCAACAAUUCUCUUCAAAGACGGGUUUCAGCGCCGAAAUCGCUCCAAUCACCGAGGUUUCUUGCCUCUUUCUCAUCCGAAUGAAGCAUACCGGUCGGCAUCACCUUGAUCCCAUUCCUAAAUGGGGCAUCGGGAAACUCCAUGAAAAGCGAAACAAGGAGAUAACAGGAUACCUCCAUUUGGAAGGAGUCUCGUCGGUAGUGGAAAUGCAAAGAAGAAAACGGUGCAUUGAUUGGCCCGUUCGCGAUUCUCAUGUACAUGCCGAAUCUCGUCAAGACCUACUUUCAAAUGUUCGAAGAACUGGGGAAGAUCCAGGGCCUGCCGGCCAGGGCCCGGGGUACUGCCAUCUUGGCCAGGGGAGUGUCUUUCACGCCAAAUACGAACGUCACGCGCAUAUUGCCGUGGUUGUAGUCGUGGACCUCAGUGAGACUCAGAUUAAGUCGAUUGCGGCCGGAGUCAAACUGACAGGUGAACAUGCUCUCGAUCAGCCAGCUGGUGGCGUUUGA